GCCAUCGUCACAGGUCCCCAGGUCUCAGCCUUGUCAGCAAUCUUCCCCAAUUGUCAAUCCCAAUUCCGAUAGCCACGAUCAGUCCACGUCCAUCUCGUGAAGGAUUGGCCUCCCAACUCUCCAACCAGAGCAGAUAAGCCACCUCGCGAAACUAGCCGGCCGUAGCAGUUCGUCAAAUACCCGGCCAGCGAUUCUCGCGGCGCUUCCACAAACAGACUGACAGUCGGCUAAGGCCGACCUUUGAAAGAGAGAACUGGUCUGGCAAGGAGCAGAAGUUGUACGGCAUCCGAAUAUACUCCCUUAGGGGCCGCAAGACGCUCCUCGGUCCAUCACAUUCACAGCCAUCAUGACGAGCGGCAGCCCAUCAACACCGGCCAAGGUGGCCGCGUCGGCGACAAGCUACACACCCGCCACGCUUGAUCCAGACCUUAGAUCACAGAUUAACUCUCUAUUAAUACGGGACGGACAUGUCACCAAAAUCCAAGACCACCUCCUCCACUCCCUCCACGCCCACCCAACCAACUGGCCCACAGCAAUCCAGACCCACGCCCUCACCCUCCUCCGCUCAGGCGAGGUGACAACCUUCCCCGCCCUCCUCCGCCGCGUCAUGGACGACGUGCGCCAGGACACCGCCCUCGCUUCCGGCGGCGGUGCAGGCGACGUGGAUCUCAACGGCAGCAGCAGCAGCAACGGCAACAACAACAACAAGGUCAACGGCUCGGCCGCCGCCGGGGAGGAUGAGGAUAAGAACAAGAAGAAUAAGAAGUCGACGGCGGCGGCGACGACCAUUCAUGGCUUGGCCGUGCCGCAGGCCGUCGUCGAGGAGGCGCUCAAGGUGACGCGCGAGAGCCUGGAGACGAUCUGCGAGAUUGAGGGGGAUGGCGCCACGUGAGUGUCCGUCUUGCAGGGGGGCGGGGGCGGGUGGGUAAUCAAGGAAAGGGGCUUUAGUUGCCCCGGUGAGAAGGAGGAUGGACGGCAAAUAUAUUUACAAAUGAACACGGAGGAAGCGGAUAGGUGGCCAGGAAGGGGUUGCAUUUGGAUAGGGGAGGGGGGAUGCCAGGGGCAAAUUGGGAGAGUCGGCUGCAAGACGGGAGCUUUGGGCUCGACUCCAUGGAUUGGGACUCUUUCUCCUGGCCCCGUGCCCUCUGGACGGGUCCCAUGAAACGACAUGUUAUGAUGACUUACUUAUAAGGCGGAGGAGGUGGCGGCAUUCGUGGCCAGGGUUCUCGAAAAAUAGAAUCUGUACAAAAUAUCAAUUGGAAUAGUAGGCUUUGAACCAUUCUCGGCCUAUAUUAUGUUUCGAAACGCAA
This is a messenger RNA of Phialemonium atrogriseum, 1310 nucleotides long. RefSeq lists its product as uncharacterized. The transcript has 3 exons. The coding region runs from base 347 to 892 and encodes 181 amino acids. Lineage: Eukaryota; Fungi; Ascomycota; Sordariomycetes; Cephalothecales; Cephalothecaceae. The record is from RefSeq and is a predicted model, not a curated record.